Molecule: messenger RNA, 5902 nt
Organism: Sardina pilchardus (European sardine)
Lineage: Eukaryota; Metazoa; Chordata; Actinopteri; Clupeiformes; Clupeidae
Gene: kif1ca
Product: kinesin family member 1C, a
Exons: 23
Coding region: 620-4315 (1231 amino acids)
Biological process (GO): microtubule-based movement
Molecular function (GO): ATP binding; microtubule binding; microtubule motor activity
Source: RefSeq, a predicted model, not a curated record
GGGUGACGGGGCCGCACGCGAGGCUGCGGGCAGCGGCAACUUUUUAAUCUAUCACCUUAUUCUUUAAAUUUAUUUAUGGUUUAUUAUUUAGGGUCAUACGUAACUGUCGCGUCAACUAUUGGAGUGUCCAAGCCCUUCUCAUUCUAAGUUUUUCGGUGUACUUUUUUGGCAGUCACUUGGAAGGAAAGAUUUUGGGGACUUGUUCGGAAUUUUGUCUUGGUGACCAGGCGUGGAACGGAAAAUCUAUUCUUUUUCUUUCGUCUGUUUGGUCAAGACAGCGUGUUUUAAAGUUUACAAAAGUUUACGUCGUGUUCUUCUUCGACGUGCUGUACUGGUGUACUUUCACUUCAUGUCUGAUGUAUGGGCAACCCGAAAAAACUGACUGGACUUAACUUUUUAUUCCGUCGUCGAGAGCAGUGAUCCGCUUGCCAAUUAUCUGGGCAGGUGGUAGGCAAAGCUUUAGAGUAUUUUCUGAAGUUUUUCUCUGUAGUUAUUCGAGCUUUUCAAACUUUUAAAGCAGUUGGAGUUGGGAUUUGGUCGUUUUGCAAUCACCAGGAGCAUUUAUUGCAGGAAAUAAGAUAAUUUAACUGGGAGAGAAAGAACGAGAGGAGAGACAGGAAUGCCAGAGGCCAAUAUGGCGUCGGCCUCGGUGAAGGUGGCAGUGCGGGUCCGGCCCUUUAACUCUCGUGAAACCAAUCGAGCGGCCAAGUGUGUCAUCCAGAUGCAGGAGAAAUCCACAUGCAUCUCUAACCCCAGGCAGCCCAAAGACUCCAAGAACUUCACGUUUGAUUACUCCUACUGGUCACACACCUCGGCGGAGGACCCAUGUUUUGCCUCCCAGAGGCAGGUGUACCUGGACAUCGGCGAGGAGAUGCUGCUGCAUGCCUUCGAGGGCUACAACGUGUGCAUCUUCGCCUACGGCCAGACGGGGUCGGGGAAGUCCUACACCAUGAUGGGCAAGCAGGAACCCGGGCAGCAGGGCAUCAUUCCACAGCUAUGUGAGGAUCUGUUCAAGCGCAUUGUGGACAAUGUUGACCCCGACGUGUCCUUCUCAGUGGAGGUAUCAUAUAUGGAGAUCUACUGUGAGCGUGUGAGGGACCUGCUGAACCCAAAGAGUAAAGGGCCGCUGCGCGUGCGUGAGCACCCGAUCAUGGGGCCCUAUGUGGAGGACCUCUCCAAGAUGGCCGUCACCAACUACAGUGAUAUCGCUGACCUCAUGGACUGUGGCAACAAGGCCAGGACUGUGGCAGCCACAAACAUGAACGAGACGAGCAGUCGCUCGCAUGCAGUCUUCACCAUCCUCUUCACGCAACGAAGACACGACCAGAUGACUAACCUGGACACGGAGAAGGUGAGCAAGAUCAGCCUGGUUGACCUGGCGGGAAGCGAAAGAGCCGACUCGACGGGAGCAAAGGGCAUGAGGUUAAAGGAAGGUGCCAAUAUCAACAAGUCACUGACCACGCUGGGCAAGGUCAUCUCUGCUCUGGCUGAAAUGCAAAGCACCAAGAAGAGGAAGUCGGACUUCAUUCCUUACCGAGAUUCUGUGCUAACAUGGCUUCUGAGGGAGAAUUUAGGUGGUAACUCACGCACAGCCAUGAUCGCUGCUCUUAGUCCAGCUGACAUCAACUACGAUGAAACACUGAGCACACUCAGGUAUGCCGACCGGGCCAAGCAGAUCCGCUGCAACGCUGUCAUUAACGAGGACCCCAACCAUCGCCUGGUGCGAGAACUCAAGGAGGAGGUCAACCGGCUCAAAGAGCUGCUCCUCGCCCAGGGCCUCAGCGAGCUCAUUACCGCCCCAGGCCCGGACGGCAACAGUCUGGCCCGGGUAACUGCCGGCUCCUCUAGUGCCAUGGAAGUGUCCGACGUCCACCCGCCUCCCCUCUCAGACCCCACAUCGCCCCUGGAGGCCCCCACGGAAGAGCAGGGCCCCCACGGGCCCAUCAGCAAGGAGGAGGCCGUGGAGAGGCUCAAGGAAACGGAGAAGAUCAUCGCGGAGAUGAACGAGACCUGGGAGGAGAAGCUCAGGAAAACGGAGGCCAUUCGACAGGAAAGAGAGUCCCUGCUGGCAGAGAUGGGCGUAUCCAUCCGCGAGGACGGAGGAACGGUGGGGGUCUUCUCCCCUAAAAGAACUCCUCAUCUGGUGAACUUGAAUGAAGAUCCACUGAUGUCAGAGUGUUUGAUUUACUACAUUAAGGACGGGCUGACUAGGGUGGGUCAGAACGAGGUGGACAUUCGUCUGACUGGUCAGUUCAUCAAAGAGCAGCACUGCAUCUUCGGAAGCAGAGUCACCGAAUCGGGAGAGGUGGAAGUGACAGUGCUGCCUCUGGACGGGGCGGAGACGUAUGUCAACGGCAAGCAAAUUACAGAGCCGGUGGUGCUCAAACAAGGCAACAGGGUGGUGAUGGGCAAGAAUCAUGUGUUCCGAUUCAACCACCCGGAGCAGGCGCGGCAGGAGCGCGAGCGCAACGCCGCCCAGGACCAGCAGGGGGAGCAGGCGGACUGGAGCUAUGCCCAGAGAGAGCUGCUGGAGAAGCAGGGCAUCGACAUCAAGCAGGAGAUGGAGAAAAGGCUUCAGGAUCUGGAGAAUCAGUACCGCAAAGAGAAGGAGGAGGCAGACCAGAUUCUGGAACAACAGAGACUGUAUGCAGACUCCGACAGCGGGGACGACUCCGACAAGCGCUCCUGUGAAGAGAGCUGGAGGCUCAUCUCCUCCCUGCGCGAGAAGCUACCAGCCAACAAGGUGCAGUCCAUAGUGAAGAAGUGUGGCCUGCCCAGCAGUGGGAAGCGACGCGAGCCGUUGCGCGUCUACCAGAUCCCGCAGCGCCGCCGCAUCCACAUGGACCCCAAGCACCUGACGAUGGACGACCUGCGCACGCAGGCGGUCAAGGAGAUCUGCUACGAGGUGGCGCUGGGCGACUUCCGCCACACGCGGCAGGAGAUCGAGGCGCUGGCCAUCGUGCGCAUGAAGGAGCUGUGCCGCACCUACCGGCAGCGGGACCCGCAGGAGCGCGACAGCUGGCGCAGCGUGGCCCGCGACGUCUGCGACACGGUGGGCAUCGGCGAGGAGGAGACGGGCGACCGGGCCGUGGAGAUGGUGGAGGGGAGCUCGGGAGGAGGAGGUGGAGGAGGAGGAGGAGGAGGUGGUGGUGGAGGAGUAAUGGGAGGAGGAGGAGGAGGGGGGAAGUUGGAGCGGAAGAAGGCGGACAUGGUGGACCUGAAGGCGCACAUCGACAAGCUGACGGACAUCCUGCAGGAGGUGAAGCUGCAGAACAACGUGAAGGACGAGGAGAUCCGCUCGCUCAGGGACCGCAUGAUCAAGAUGGAGAAGGUCAUCCCUGGAAUGGGCGACGCUGGCAUGGACGAGUCUGACGCAAUCGGAGAGGAAGAGGUGAGCGGCCCCAUCGGCAGGCAGAUGGAGGACGGAGGUUACCGGCGCGGCCGUCACCGCUGGCAACACCCUGAGCAGCAUCAGGACCCCAAGCGCCUGUGCAGGGUCCCCGGGGGCCCACCCAACGCUCCCUUCAUCCCCAAUCCCAAUCCCAAUCCCCGGGGCCCGCCCAACCCUUUCGGAAUCCCCAUCGGCGCCCCGCCCAACGGCCCCUUCCUGCCCGGGACGGGUCGCUUCCUCCCCCCGCUGGAGCGAAAGCUGCAGUUCCCCUUCAAGAACAACCCCCAGCACAGAGCCUUCGUCUGGGGCCCCACCUCAGGCCCACCGGGGUCGGACGAGGGGCCCAACGAGGAGGGCCCCCUGGAGCCGGCCUCGCUGGCGGACUCGGUGCCCUCGUUCCAGGCCUCCCACGCACCUCCCCAGGACGGCUCGGGGCCCUGGGGUCAGGGGCACAACAGCUACCGCCAGCAGCAGCAGCGCCGCAACCACCAACACCAGCACGGCAACCGCAACCACCACGGCAACCAGCGCAACAACCGCCAGCGCUCCCGCCAGAAGGGACGCAACCCCUUCGACGGCUACGUGGAGCGGGCCAACGAGCAGGCCGGGCAGAACCGCAACGGCAACCCGAACCAGGGCUUCCAGCACCAGCAGCACCAGCACCAGCACCAGCACCACCAGCAGCAACAGCAGCAACAGCAGCAGCAGCAGCACCAGGGGGGCAGGAUGCGGUACAGCUGGCACAACGCCGGCUCGGACCUCCAGGACAAGCAGGGCGGCGUCAACAGCCAGAACUGGAGGGGAGGGGAGGAGGGCCUGCAGAGGCCCAGCGAGAGGCCCCGCAGCGGGGGGAGCCCCAGAGGGCCGCCGGCCCAGGAGGCAGCCAAGAGGAACAGUAGGGCUGAGGAGCCCAUGGAGGCUUAAGGGAGGGAGGGAGGAGUGGAAUGGAACGAAUGGAAGAAAGAAAGAAAGAAAGCGGGAGAGACGUCUAAUUUUUUUUUUUUUUUUUUUUUUUUUCGUAUUCAGAUUCCACAAAUAUUUCUCUGGGAUACACACACAUACACCACUCAAAUCCAGACACACACACACACACACAUACUGUACACACAUACACAUACUGUACACACACACACACACACACACACACACACACACACACACACACACACAGACAGACACACAUACAUACACACAUACACACAUACACACACACGCUCUGUUCUAGGUGCUGAGAUAUUUUGCUCCGAGGGCAGUAUGUGCUCACAGGCAAGCACUUGCACUUAUUGGAAAUCUCCUUGAGGGGGUUUGACAUGGAAACACUUUUAGUGCAAUAACACUGAGCUUGAUUUUAUACCACAUUUUGACAGAAUCAUUGUGUUCUUGACUGUUGAUAAAUGUGCCUGAUCCGACACAACCCUUUAGAGGAUCACGACAGGACCUUACUCACUGUGCUGUAUAUGUUUGUGCCUUUCUGCAGCCUCUAUAUAAUACCCACAAUUGCGCCCUGUAUUUAUAGUUAUACAGUGGGGUUUUGUUCUGGUAUAUAUUAGAACAUUUUAUACAAUGUACAUAUUCAAUGUUUGUACAUGGAGGGAUGGAUUUGCCAUAGGUUUUUAAUACCGUAUAAACCAUGGGGUAUACUUUAUAUAUUUGGAAUACCGUUAGGUUGUGUAUAUGAUUAUAUAAACUGCAAAUAUUGAGGCAUAAGCUGCUAUGAUUGACUGCUGUUGCGGUUAUGAAAACUGACAUAUUUACCUGCUAAAACAGCCAAAGAAUUUCACCCAGGGGCAAAGAGACCCUUACUGCACAUAAACAAGGAGGAACACCUGGUCAGGCACAGAAAUGCAUAGGUCAGGCAGGCAGGUUGGACUGCUGUGCGUGAUUGAUGUGUUGUUCACUUGAGAACUUUAGGCUUGUUGAGAGAAGGCUUAAUGCGUGGUUGCGAAUGAUUUGUAUAUUUUGUAUUUUUUUUUCGCUCUCCAUUUUAAUAAUUUUAGUCCCCAUCCCAUCCCCUCCCAGCUUUCAUUGUGUGAGUGAUGAAUGGCAGCAUUCCACUAGACAAAGACUCAGAGAUCUGUCAGGAAGGCAUCAGAAACGAUGAAAAGCCAAAUGCGUGAUGUACUGUUGGAUAAAUGAAGUUAGACAUCAUGGACAGAGCAACAGUGCAAGAGUGGCAAAGGAAGGAAGGAAGGAAGGAAGGUUGUUUUUGUUUUUUCUUUUCUUAUUUUUCAGGACAAACACUCAGUCAUGAAGCUAUGAGUGUGACUGAGAUCCAGGGCUAACAGUUGUAGUUUUUUUUUUUUUUUUUUACAUUUUAACAAUCUUUUCCAUUGUACAAUACAAUAUGCAAUACAAUCAUAAGGACAUAAAUUGUAUUUUUAAGAGAAGAGAAUUGAUGUAAUAUAGAUUUUGUGUGAGGUAAUUUCAACCCCCUGCAGAAGAUGAAAAUAGAUAAAACAUGAAUUUUGUUUGCUCAUAUUAUUAAUAAUAAAAAUAAACAAUAUCUAUGAU